Molecule: messenger RNA, 2241 nt
Organism: Rhodotorula graminis WP1
Lineage: Eukaryota; Fungi; Basidiomycota; Microbotryomycetes; Sporidiobolales; Sporidiobolaceae
Exons: 7
Coding region: 1-1596 (531 amino acids)
Biological process (GO): phosphatidylinositol dephosphorylation; protein dephosphorylation; regulation of phosphatidylinositol 3-kinase/protein kinase B signal transduction
Cellular component (GO): nucleus; plasma membrane; cell projection
Molecular function (GO): protein tyrosine phosphatase activity; phosphatidylinositol-3,4,5-trisphosphate 3-phosphatase activity
Source: RefSeq, a predicted model, not a curated record
AUGUUCGACCCGGUACGGCGGCUCGUCAGUGGGCGCAAGGCCCGCCUCGAGGACGAUGACUUCUCGCUCGACCUGGUCCAGCUCACCGAGCGCAUCGUCAUCAUGGGCUUCCCGGCAGAGGGAGCAGCCGCCCUGUACCGCAACCCACGAUCCGACGUCCAGCGCUACCUCGCCCAGCAUCAAGGCCACUACCGCAUCUUCAACCUGUGCCCUCGCUGCGAGAACUCGUACGACGCCGCCCACUUUGACGGCGAGGUGCGGCGGUUCCCGUGGCCAGAUCACCACCCGCCACCUUUGAGCCUCGUCCCGCUCAUGGUCGCCGAGGCGAGGAGCUGGUACGACGAGGACGAACGCAACGUCGUCGUCGUGCACUGCAAGGCUGGCAAGGGCCGGUCUGGUACCUUCGCCCUGUCGCUCCUCCUCGCCCUCCCCGGCCUACCCUCGGCACCGGCGCUCAGCAGCAGCGACAGCAGCAGCUCGACGCCGGCCAAGAGCGACAAGGACGCCGUCUACGGUCCGCUGGACCCGCGAGCCGUCCUCGGCAAGUCGAGCGGCGACAUCUCGUCCCUGUCCCUCCAGGACAAACUCGAGUACCUCCUUCGCUUCCACACGCUUCGCCGCAUGGCGCCCGGCGCCAAGAGCUACGGCGUCAGCAUCGCGAGCCAGCGCCGCCUCCUUGGCUAUUGGGCCCGACUACUCGGCGGCGACGACCCUCGGCGAGCGGCGAGUGAGGGAGGGCGCCGGGUCGUGCUCGAGUACGUCAAGGUGAGCGGCAAGGGCGUGAGUGGUCUGGGCAAGCUGGCGGCAGGAGGGAGCGACCGCAUCGCGAUUCAGGUCCACCGCUACAAGAACUCGAUCGAGGCGUCUUUGCGCGCCAAGGAGCUCGCCCUCUCGUCGACCGCGCCACCCGAGCGCUUCGACGAUUCGGCAUGGGACGACCGCGACGACAUGAUCGUGCUCGCCGGCGGUCUCGUCGAGAGCUCGUCGCCCGGCCCUUCCUCGCCGAGCACGCCUGCUCGCGCAUCGUCGCCGCCGAGGGCAGGCGCGGGCGGCCGCAGGAGCGAGGACGCCGCCACGCCUCGGAGCGGGACCUCGACCGCCUCGGCCUCGACGGCGAGCCUCCCGACGAUCGUGCGCGCGACGCCCACCUCGUCCAUCUCGGACGGCGGCGACGACGACGACGGCGAGGCCGGGCUCCCGCCGCCGUCCGGCACGCACGCCCAGGUCGAGUCGGAGCCGGCGGCCGCUCCGCCUCGCGUGCGCGUCCUCGUGCCCGACGCGGCGUACCUCGCGCCGGACUCGGACGAGCGGCGCGCGAAGGACGAGGCGAGGAGCGUGGCAGAGAGGGACGGCGGGAUCGUGCUCGACGCCGAGCGCGAGGUUCAGCUGCGGUUCCUGCUCGGCAAGACGGGCGACAAGCACGCCAGGCUCAGCGCUAUGGCCGCACUUGCACUCACGUGGUUCGUCCCCGUCUUCGAGGUCGACGGCGCCGAGGCCGGCCAGCAGAGCAAGGUCGUCAUCAAGGGCAAGGACCUCGACUUCCGCAAGCCGUUUGCCGGCAUUGACGAGGUCGAGAUCGGGUGGCGGUGGCUCUGAGAGGAGCACGGGCGGUCGCUGUAGAAGAGGUGGACGAGGGAGGGAUUGUAUUGCCAACUGCGCCUCGCUACUCGUCCCGCCACCGCGCAAAAACUGCUCGCUCGAUGCCCCAUGGGUCCCGCACCACGUCCGUCUCGAGCUUCGCGCAGUCUGCCGCCCGCCAGUCCCGCAAGAGCCGCUCGACAGCCCUCGCCUGCCCUUGCCCGACCUCGAACGCGACGACGGGCGCCGAGCGCGGUGCACGAGAGCGCGCCGCGAGCAGCUCGUCGAGGAGCGAGACGAUGCGCCGGUAGAAGACGAGGCCGUCGUCGUCGUCGGCGGCGGCGGCGCCUUGUGCCCGAGCCCGCCCGUCGCCACGCUCUUCGCCCUCGCCGACGAGCGCGCCUCGGUCCUCCCACGCUCGCACGCUCGGGUCGAGCUCGACGUACUCGGCCCGAGUGAUGUACGGCGGGUUGCUCACGACGAGGUCGAAGCCGUCGCCGUCGGUGAGCGCGGCGGCGAACGACGGCGAGAACAGGUCGGCCUCGCGGACGGCGACAACGUCCGAGAGCGACUGGCGCGCCGCGUUCUCUGUUGCGAGAGCGAGCGCGGUCGGGGCGCGGUCGACGGCGGUGCACUGGACGGCGCGGUCGGCCGAGCGGAGGU